Molecule: messenger RNA, 948 nt
Organism: Chironomus riparius
Lineage: Eukaryota; Metazoa; Arthropoda; Insecta; Diptera; Chironomidae
Source: the annotation of a GenBank genome assembly
CUUGACUUUUAGCACAGCACUAGGUAUUUACAUUUUUGAAUGAAAUUCAUGAUUAUGAAAAAGUGAUUAAUUAAAGCACUUGGAAAUGGCAGAGACGAAGGAAAGUGCACCAGACUUUACAAAAGUCAGCGAUGAAAACAUUAAAAACUUUAAUAGAGAUGAACAAAAAAAGGAAGAUAAGAAAUGGGGCUAUGACUUAUAUCCUGAGAGAAGGAAUGAAACGUACAAAACAACCUUGAAGAAUAUCUUUAUGGGAAAGGAAGGAACUGAAAACAUAGAUAAAUUCAAAUGUGAACAGAAUGUAUGGAAAUGCAUAAAUAAAUCGCCAAUGGUUAAAUUAAUGAUGGGUGCACUAAAGUCCUCUGGAUGUGCUAUUGAUAUCAGAAGGCAUAUUUCAUGUGAAGCAUGCGACUAUUCAGUCUCUGGUGGCUACGAUCCUAUGCUUAAUCAAAUUGUCGUUUGUCAGAAUGUAGCUAAAAAUGAAGGAUUAGUUCAAGGCGUACUUACUCAUGAAAUGAUUCACAUGUUUGAUUAUUGUAAUAAUGACUUGGACUUUAAGAACAUUGAUCAUCUAGCAUGUACGGAAAUUAGAGCUGCAAACUUGACACAUUGUUCCUUCAUGUCAGCCAUGAUUCAAGGCGAUGCUUCAAUCUUUAGAAUAAAAAAGGCACAUCAAAACUGUGUGAAAACGAAGGCUUUGUGCUCUGUGUUAGCUGUUCGAAAGGUUACUGCUGAGGAAGCACUAGCUGCUAUUGAUCGAGUAUUUCCAAAAUGCUACAACGAUUUAGAACCGAUUGGAAGAAGAAUUCGUAGAAAUUCCACAGACAUGCAUCGAGCCUACUUAGAAGCGCCUUAUUAUGGAUACGAUGUAUGAGUUUCAUGCCAUAAAGUUACCAUAGCACAUAAAGUAGACUCAGUAAAGUUUAUAUACAUUAAUCAACGUGGAGA